AUAACAAUUUAAUUAAUUAUUUUAGUCGAAAAAUAAAUAAAUUACGGCGGCAUUAUUUGACAGGUGUAAUUGCCAUAGGUAAUUGCAUCUGAGGAAUUCCCAACCAGUCGGAACGUUAAUUGGAGCCACAGAACACUUUCCAAACAGUUAUUCUGUGGUUGGAGCUUAUAUAUAUAAACCCAAUCCAACCUGUAUUCUAGUGGUUCGGUUCUUAGCUGAAUAAUUCCAAAAUAUCCCCAACAGAUGGCGCCACAUGCGUUCAAUUUUUAGUAGGAAGUUUUUGUUUGAGAGUUGCAUUUCUAUGAAGCUAUUUUUUAUGGAAACACAGAAAGAGAGGUUAUUAAAGUGAAUACUUUGUUAACGAAAAAAUUUGCGAAUGGAGAAACAUUUUCAAAUGGGAAUUUUAAGAAUUCAAAGUAAUAAGCAUCAUGGAGCGCAACAACGUUGUUGUCACUUUUGUUUUGGUCCGGCACACUUUUUGACAACUACGUGUUUCGGCGAUGCGCUAACGUUUUUUCAUUUUGGGGCCCCACGGUGGUUAAAGAAAUCGAUUAUAAUCCGCGAAGCCUCCGAUUCGGAUGUGAUGCGAAAUUCUCCGCCUUCGCAAUGGUCAUUUUGCAAUUGGACGAGCAACCGCUGCUCAUCCAAGCCGUUUUCGCCGGCGAAAUAGAGACGGUUAGGAAACUACUCGAAUCAAAACAAGACGUUAAUUAUCAAGAUUUUGAGAAAAGAAGUGCUUUACACGCGUCUUCUUAUCGAGGGGAUGCUCCUAUGACUGAAUUGUUAAUCGAACAUGGAGCUAGGGUGAACACAAAGGAUUGUCGAUGGGUUACUCCGUUACAUCGCGCUUGUUGUUCAGGAUCAGAAGAAACUGUUUGUAUUUUAUUAAAAAACCAAGCUGAUACUGGCGCGAGGGACCGAUUAUGGCAAACCCCAUUACACGUAGCUUCCGCUUAUAACUCCCUGGAAUGCCUUCAACAUUUAUUGGAGAGGGUUCAAAAUCCUAAUGUUACGGAUAGAUCAGGACGAACUGCUUUACAUCACGCCGUGCUUAACGGUCACAACGAUAUCGUUGAAUUGCUUAUUUCAAAGGGGUGCAUUGUAAAUGCUUGCGAUAAAAAAGACUGCCGGCCGAUUCAUUGGGCUGCUCAUAAAGGUCACAUAGAAACCAUCGAAAUUUUAUUACAAAAUGGAGCCGAUAUCAACGCAAAAGACAGAAAUUUGUAUACCCCCUUGCAUGUAGCAGCUGCAAGUGGCAGCGUAGGUGUUAUUCAAACUUUAUUGACUCACGGAGCCAACAUCGAGGCUCAAAACGCUUAUGGAAACACCGCUUUACACAUUGCAUGCUUAAACGGACACGGAGCGUGUGCUCAAGAACUGAUUCGACACGACGCCGAUCGGGAAACUUUAAAUUAUCGGGGUCAAACCCCGCUACAUAUCGCAGCGGCGAGUACGCACGGGGUGCAUUGUUUGAAUAUGUUGGUGGGAUUAGGGGUUAAUAUUAAUAGGCAAAGUUGUGAUGGAAGAACCGCCUUGCAUAUGACGGCGAUUCAUGGAAGAUUUACAAGGAGUAAAACUUUAAUUGAUAAUGGGGCCAUUGUUGAUUCGAUUGAUAAAAAUGGUUGUACAGCUUUGCAUAUUGCUGCUCAAUAUGGGCAUGAGUUAUUAUCAAGCACUUUGUUGGUUUAUGGAGCGAAUCCGUCGAAAAAAGGGUAUGAAGGUCGAACUCCACUACACAUGUGUUGUUUAUCGGGUUAUAUCGAGUGUUGUCGCAUCUUUAUAAAAGCUGGGGUUGAUUUAAAUUGCAAAGAUGAUUUGGGGAAGACCCCUUUGCAUUGUGCCGCUUAUAAAGGGGCAGUGGAAUGUGUCGAUUUAUUAGUGAGUAGCGGAUCCGAUAUAAAAUCAAUAGAUAAUUUGGGGCGAAUUCCGCUACAUUACGCCUCGGCUCAGGGUUAUUUUUUCUGCGUCUUCACUUUAGUUGGAACUGGAAGCAAUCCGAAUGCGCAAGAUAACGAAGGUUGCACCGCUUUACAUUUAGCUUCGGCGUACGAUAUCGAUGGAAAAUGUGUUAAUUAUCUUCUUGAACACAAAGCGGAUCCGAAAUUAAAAGAUUUCAAAGGUUUCACAGCCGUGCAUUACGCUGUGGCUGGAAACAACAUCAACGCCUUGCGGUUUUUGUUGGUCGCUUUGAAUUCGUUGCCGUUGUACGGUGCGGAUAUGCCUCCAACGACGCCGUUGCACAUAGCCGCAAAAAAUGGAAACAUGGAGAUUUUAGAGGCGUUAAUGCCGUAUUUUCCCGAUCCUAAUAUCCGCAACGAGGAUGGUUGCACACCUUUGUUGUUAUCCGCGCGACAAGGUUACUCGAAUUGCGUCCAGAUGUUGUUGAGGUUUGGGGCCAAAGUUUCAAUCUGUGAUAGCGUUGCCGGCCUUUCGCCCGUUCAUCAUAGCGCGAAGAACGGUUAUGUUCACUGCCUGGCUUUAUUAGUUGAUAAUGCUGAAGAUAAAAGCAUUAUUAAUCAACCUGACAAUUUACAACGCACUGCCUUGAUGUUAGCCGUUUCAAAUUUACACAUAGAUUGUGUUACGACUUUAAUAAAAUCAGGGGCGGAUCCUAAUGUUUUAGAUAAAGAUGGGCAUUCGUGUUUGUUUCGAGCUGUUGUAACGGGUCAACAUAGCGUUUUACAUAUGCUACUUCCACGAAGUACGGUUGUAAACACCCCCGAUUCAAACGGAAAAACGAUUUUGCACGUUUCCGCUGCAUACGGAAAGUUGGCUUGCACCCAGCGGAUUUUACCAUAUAUGGAGCCAACUAUAGCUAAGGCGUGCGAUAAACAAAAUUUUACAUCUUUACAAUGGGCUUGUUAUACGGGUAAUUUUGAGUGUGUGGCUCAUUUUUUUAAAGAAGGUGUUUUUGAUUGUCUCGAAGGGAACCCAUUUUCGGCUAUUCAUUGUGCAGCUUCUGCUGGAUCGGAACAAUGCAUCGACCUCCUUUACAAGCAAUUCGGCCCCGAAACGGUCAAAUUCAAAGACAUGAAAUGUCGCACGCCUCUGCACGUCGUUGCAAUUCAUGGCCAUUCGGACUGUGCCUUAUAUCUUUUAAAUUUGGGCGCCGAAAUUAAUGUUAAGGACGAGGAUGGGCGGACUCCGUUGAUGGUUGCUGCGAUGAAUGGCCAAAUAGAAGUUAUGGUGAAUUUAAUUGGUUCCAAAGCCGAUAAGACUUUAUACGACGUCAAUGGCAACACCGCUCUCCAUUUAGCCUGUUUAAAGAAGCACAAUCACGCCGCUUUACUUCUUUUGGAUUUUAUCGAUGAUCCGAAUGUGAUUAACAUGAUCAAUAACGAAAGGAGGACUCCUUUACAUAUUUCCGCAAGAAAUGGGUUAGUUAACGUAACAAGGAUGUUGAUAGCGAAAGGAUCGUCCGUUUUGGCCGUCGAUUCAACGGGGUUAACUCCAGCUUUAAGUUGCGCCCCGAAUCCAAGCGUCGCUCAAUGCCUCGCUAUCAUUUUAGCAAGUCAUCCGAUUCACCUUCAAGGGUCCAACUGUAAAGAUAUCCUUAAUGAAGUUAAAACCCUCCGAACGAGCAUACGAUCCUUAACUCCUCGCCCCAAUCGUGGAAAGCGCCGCCAUUUCCAAACCGAUAUAACCAUGGUAAAUAACCCGGAUAAAUUCGAAUUAGAACACAUGUUCGAUAUAAAACUGGAUAAAGCCGAAACGGAAUCAGAAUUUAAAGAUUGGAUGGGAAACGUUUACGUUAAAUUUGACACAAAAGAAGAACAAUGUACGGGGGGUCCCCCGCCGAAGAAAAAACACAAAACUCGAUUAUAUUCGGUUGACCCAGAAACUGAAAUUGCGUCAUAUUCGUGCCACGAAUUACAUGGAAGCCAAUCCGACAUGUCUUUAGCGUUAAAAACGAUUUAUUCCGAAGAAGAUUAUCGAAAAUUAAUUAAACGCUCCGUCGAUAAUUUCCGGAAGAAGCAAAAUCCCUCACAAGAACAUUUAAUUAAAUUCCAAGAAAAGCAACAACGCGCUAUGUGCUCGUUUAAAUACGAUUUCGAAACCGAUAUGGACGACAAUGAAAUGGUCGUGGUGAGUCCGAGUCGAUCCCCGAAAGCGACAAAUAAAAAAUUAAAAAAUCAAAAAAUCAAAAUCGAACAUGAUUUUAAAGACCAUUUCGAACGUUGCUUAAUUUGCAAGCAAUUCAAUAACGAUUUAUUAGAAUCAAAAGGAGUUCGAGAACCUGAAAUUCCUAUUGAAGUUAUGCGCGACUCAGUAAACAAAGUUUUAGCGAAAAAAGGAUUCUCAAAUAACCGCUGUUUAUACGCAUUUUUAAACAAUUCUUUCGAAAUAAAUAGUGAAAACGCGUACAUGAUUUUCCACGGGAUGGUUAGCCCCAAAUGCGAACCUUACAUCGCCUCAAUUUUGAACCUAAAAAACGGCGAGGUUGAAAUCACAGAUUCCGUCGAUUCAAUAUCCGAGGAGAAAUUAAUGUAUUGGCUCGAUAACUCAUCUUCAAGAUCCGCGCAAAAAAAAUUAUCUUCAACCCGAAUUGAAGAAAUCAAAAUCAAAUCCCCCACGAGGUUCAAAAACGAAAAAUUUAUCCCCCCAAGUUCCGCAAGAUUAGAACCAAAAAGCGAGCCGAGUUUACGCAGUAGGGGGGCCAUCCCAAAACGGAGGGACACUAAAAAAGCGAAAAAUUUAAUGAAAAGUAAUUCGUACGAAGAUAAAUUAAGAAAAGAUGAGAAAAAAUCGAACCGGAAACGAAUGAUCGUUUCGACUUUCGUCGAUGGGAGUAAAGUCGAUGACUCCGGGGAUGAUUCUUUAUCUUUGUCUCAAAAGAGUGUUAAAGCGCCUCAAAUCGAUCGGGAACUUUUACACAAAGUUUUAACCUCGUUCCAUACAAAUCCUUUAUUUAUUAAUCAAGAAUCAAAUAAGUAUUUUCGAUGUUAUCCCACUUAUUGGUGCGUUCCUGAAAUUAAAAAUAAAAAGGAUGAAGAUGAUAAUGAUGGGGAGACUUCCGGGAGACGCCCCGCGCCACCUAGAGAUGACACAUUGAUUUAUUUUAACGAGCGAAUAAACUCCAACGAAAGCCGGAGUGUUAAUGAUGAAGAGGAAAACGGUUUAGAGCUGAUUGAAAGCAUUGGGAAGGUUGAUGAUGACCCAAAAUUGGGGGGAAAUAGCGAUGAUCCCGAAAUAUCUUGCGAUUUAAGGCGGAGAGGAGGCGUUUUGGACAUUAAAAAAGGGGGGAAAACGGGAAAUGUUUGGACUCGUUUAACCAAGGAACUCUUGACGGAGAAAAUUCAGGAAUCGGAGGAAGAGGAUGUCUCAACGAGUAAAAAGCGGAAAUUAACUAUAAAUUUACCUAGAAUUCAAACUCCGAGCGAAGGAAAUUGUGAAAAACACGAAAAUGAAGGCUCGACGAGUCAUUUUAAGGAGGAUUUCGAAACUAAAGAAGUUAACGAAUUGGAUUUAAAUUUAACUUCGAGCGUUAUUGAGGUGGAUUCGGUAACGAACGAUAAUUUAAGCGAGUUAUUUUCUUCUAGCGAGGGGGUUUGCCCCCAACCAUCAUCAAGCCAAACCGAAAAGGUACCAGAAAUAAUUUGCGAUGAAGAUAAAACCAAAAAUCAAAAGGAAAAAGUCGAUUUUAAAUCGAAAAAGAAUAAAAAUUAUUCCACGUUAUAUUUAAGCGGAAAUGAAUCGAAAAUAAGUCUCGAAUCACAAAGAGAUUUUAAAAAGUUAAUUAAAAAUCAAGAUGUUCAAAAGAAAGGUUUUAAAAGUAAGGAGAUUGGUUGUAAAGAUGUUAAUAAGGAUAAUAAAAAUAAUAAAAAGGGGAUUGAAAAAUUAAAACGGACUGAUUCGGGUUUGGUGGAAAAAACGAGUUCAAAUUUAACAAAAAAAUCGUCAAAAACAACACCUGAAGUUAAUUCUUUAACUCGUAAAACAACCCCGAUAAAAAAGCUGGAAAAUAACUCCCAAUUACCUGUCAAAAAAGUAAUUCAAAAAUCGGACCAACCGAAGAUUCCCGAAAAAACCCGAAGCCGCUCCGUUGACGUAACAAAAACGAAACACUCCGAUUUCAUCCCCCCCCAAAUCGAUUCAACCCCGAUUUUAGCCGAUUCCGAUAAAAAAAUCGAAUUAAACGUAUCUUCGUCAAUUUCAAAUCCGACUUUAACCGAUUCAGAAAAUGAUAUAGGUAAGCAAAUAAUGGAAUCGAAACGUUUUUCGGAAACCGAAGACGAAUCGAGUUUAAACGACAGUUUAAUCGUGCACCCAUCGUUAAAUUCCGGAUUAAUCGAUUUAACCGAGUUUGGAUUAUCGGAUAAUUCCGGUGAAGAGGACGACACCGUUGCGGAAAUACAAAGCAUCGAGGAUGAUGACACAAAAAAAAUCGAAUUUGGUGAGAAGAAGAAAAUUCAUUCGCUGUAUAAAAACGAUUUCGAUGAAAACGAAGAUGAAUUUGUCCAAAAUGAGAUUCAAAAAACGAAGUCUUCGAAAAAGGUGAUCUUUUCGGAUAAAAUUAUGUUUAUGGACGAAAACGAUCACAAAAAUAAAAAUGAAACGGAUUCAAACACAUUUUUAAUCGACCCGGAAAUGAUUGAAUUAUCGAUUAAACUCCCGGAUGUUUCGUUUGCGGAAGAUAUAAUUAAUCAAAAUGAGUCAUAUUCGGAACCGGGGCCUUCUAAUUAUAACGUGCAACAUAAAAUUAAUCGUUUUUAUGAUAAAAAGGAAUCGAAUAAGAAACACUUUUUGGAAACUAUCCCCAUUGAGAAACUCGUUUGUGAAAAUGAGCCGAAAAAAAAUGUUUCCACGGAAAGUAUCACCGAUAACGACCAAUUUCUUAUCUCAAAAGAUUCAAAAUCGGAUUCGAACGUUGCGUUGUAUUCGAAAGAUGAUUUCGAUGGAAAUGUUGGAAACGAUUCUGAAUUAGAUAACUUUAAAUCGAUUGAUGAAGAGAAUGUUUCGUCUGAUGAUACCGAAUUGGACACAUCCAAGUAUUAUUCUCCACCGGAAAUCGAUUUGGAGAAGAAAAAAUGUUGUGUUGGAGAUAAUACUAAAAUUUUUGAAUCAGCGCCAUCUAUAACUGAAAAUCAAGCCGAAGAUUUCACCCCUUUAACCCCCAUCGAAGAAUUAAGCGAAAAUGACACUCGCAGCAUCUACGAGUACCAAGACGCGAUCGAAAACCCGAUUCCGAUUGAAACGGAAUCGAAAAGUGAAUAUGUUAAAAAUAAAUCGUACAGUUGUGUUUCGGGCCCGUCCAAUUUAAGCAGUUCUUACACCUCCGGUUCGGAUUCGAUGGAAGAGAGUUUAGUUAAAAACGGGGAGAGCGAAAAAACGCUGAACGAAGAGGAAGAUAUUGAAGAAAUUAACACGGAUCAAAACCCAACGGGUUUUAAUCGAGUUAUGGCAGACUCGGAAGUUGUUUUUUUCACGGUAGAACCGACAAUCAGUACGAUUCAGAUUUCCGAUGAGGCUGCUAAAUGCAUCGAAAUAAGCGAAGUUUCUUCUGAUCGCACUUUGGAAUCAAUCCUCGACAAUGGAACGGAAAGUAAACAUAAACUAAAGAUAGUUGAGAUAACAAACGUCCAAGAAGGCGUUCAAAAAGUUUUUGACAACAUCAAUCAAUUUAAUGUAUAUCGUAGCGAUUUUAACCUAUCAGAAUCGAAUUUUGGCUCAGAAACACCUCGCCACGGUGUAAUCACGACGCAAGUUGAGCAAAAAUCGUCGACCCCAAAAUCAUUUAGCAUCGCAAGCACCUCAAGUGCGGGUUCUUACGUUAUUUCAGACUCCGAUUCAACAAGUCAAAACUCAAAAACAAAUCAAAAAUUUUUAUCCGACAUUGAAGAAGACGCCGAUGAAAGUAACAAUAAAACGUCAGAAGACACAAAAACGAAUUCAUUCAGUGCAAACUCGAAAGAUAAAGAUUUCGAGUCAAUAAUUGAAGAUGUCGGCGACGAAGAAGAGGACGAAAAUAAAUUUAAAACUCAAAAUAGUUCAAAUCAAGAUGGUGAUUCAUCGAACGUUGUGAAUAAAGUUGAUUUUUUCGUUGGGAGAAGUGAGAUUACACCUUUAGAAAUAAAUGAUAACACGAAACACGUUAGUUCCGAAGAUACCAAUGAGUUGGUUGAGAUGAUUGAUGGAGGUUAUGAUUGCAACAUCUUAAAAAAAGUGGUUUCCGACAUGACUUUAGACGACGAAGAUACGAUGAACAUCGAAGAUAAUUUAAGCGAGGACGAAGUGGUGAGGGAAAAUCAAAUUGAAAAGGAAAAUGGUUGUGAAAAAAAUAAAACGGAAGUGAUUCAACAAGAUAGUUACGGACAUAUUUGUCCUCAAAUCAAAUUAACUCAACAUUACGUUGAUGAGAAUCAUAGUUUUAGUGGUGUCGAUGAAAAUGACGAAUCAGCUUUGGAGGAUUAUUUAUCGAUCGAUGAUUCGGAGGCAAAUCAGACUAAUUUGAAGAUGACGGAUUCUUCUUCGAGUAGAAAAAGCCGAUCGAAAACGGACGAAGAUGAAACGACUUUGGAGGAGGUGAAACGCGCGAAAUCGAAAAAAAGUUUUCCAUCGAUUAGUAAAAUUGGAAAGAAAGCCAAAAAAGAAUCAAAUUGUAAAAUAAGUUGAGAAAAAAAUUUUUUUGAGGUUAUAUUUCAUCCAUUUUAUUUUUUAAUCACGAAAUAUUCUUUUUUUUUGGUUAAUAGUGAUAAAUUCCUUGUACGUGGGUGAGAUUAUUAAAAAAUUUUUGUUUUAAUUUAA
Molecule: messenger RNA, 8745 nt
Organism: Onthophagus taurus
Lineage: Eukaryota; Metazoa; Arthropoda; Insecta; Coleoptera; Scarabaeidae
Source: RefSeq, a predicted model, not a curated record